Molecule: messenger RNA, 606 nt
Organism: Neurospora crassa OR74A
Lineage: Eukaryota; Fungi; Ascomycota; Sordariomycetes; Sordariales; Sordariaceae
Exons: 1
Coding region: 67-606 (179 amino acids)
Source: RefSeq, a predicted model, not a curated record
CUCCAGUCGGUCUUUGCAACACCAUCUUUCUUUCUCUAUCACAACCACAUCUUUGACCUCGUUACAAUGCCCGUCGUUAACGGCGUCGUUAUCUGCAAUGGCACCAACCCUCCUAAGAAGAAGAAGAACGGUGACCAGCUUCCCAAGACCUUGAACCCUCUGGCUCCAGAGUUCGUCCCCAAGGUCCAGGAGCCCACUCCUCCCGAUUCCGGAAGAUCCACUUUCGUCGACCCUGUUCAUACAACCCCGGUGAAGCAGAAUUAUCCUCCUUAUCUGGGCCCCUUCCUCUAUCCAGAGUGGCCUCAGGAGCCCUACCAGGGCACUGGUGGAUCUCAAGUGCCCUACCUAAGCCCUUAUCGCCAGGCCUUCAACGCCUCCUACCAAGUAGAGGUACCUCUAGGCUAUACACCCUAUCCGGCACCUGCCGCCGCCGCCGCCACCGCCGCCGCCUGCGGCUACGAGUCUCACAUCAGCUUCGGUCGUAACAUUACCCAGGAAAUUAUGGCGGUGUUGAAUAAUCCGUCCCCGCCGAAACCCUCCACAUCCACAGAUGGAUCUCAAGCGCCUGCCCACCCGCCGCCUAACGCAGUCCCGCAAACAAGUUGA